UUCACUGUGAUCUCGCGAUGCCCAGUGUCUCGCUCGCUCGCGAGGAGGAUGUGUCGGUGAGGUAGUGGAGGCGCUGAUGGGCUCUCUGGGAAUGAAUGAGGAAUAAUAAGGCGGCGUGGGUUAUGAAGGUGGGGCGGCAGGGCGCUGGUCACUGGCAUAAAACACAUCCACACACAUGCGGACAGCAGAAAAAAUUGUCUCCUGAAAGCUAUAUGAAUAUGUUUGUUGGUCUUGUGCAAAAACCAUGGCACACGAUGUGCAGGUUUUAUCUCCAACAUUAUGCUACCAGAGCUGGUGUGGCCCAUUAUGUAUAUAGGAGCAACGUGGCCCAUCGGUAUCUCUUCAAUAAUGUAGGAUUAAAUCUUCCUAUCAGCGCUGUUGCCCAGCUGCGUUUAUGUUCAUCUAGUGGCAAAAAGGAUGGCAUUAAUGAGCAUAGUCACAGCACUACUUCAACAGAAUCCAAUACUCAGCAAGAUCCCAAAAGAGCUGGGUCAAGUUCUCUAAGUCAACCUACUUUGGAGCAAAUUCAAGUGAAAGUUAAAGCUAUUCUGAAGAAACGAGAUUAUGGGUCCAAAUAUACUCAAAAUAAUUUCAUCACAGCUAUGCGAGCAAUGAAUGAGUUCUGUCUAAAACCCAGUGACUUGGAGAAGUUGAGGAAAAUAAGACGGCGAAGUCCCCAUGAUGAUUCAGAGGCUUUUACUGUACACUUGAGAUCUGACGUAGAAGCCAAGGCGCUUGAGGUGCACGGAAGUCUAGAAGCUCUUGCAAGGGCAAAGAAGCAACGUAAAGAAGAAGAAAUUGCAUACAGAGAAAAUCUUUUCAGGAACCAGAGGUUAAUGAAGGAAUACAAGGACUUUUUGGGUACCACAAUGCCUAAGUCAACUAAAUCAACACCAUUUUUACAAGGACCAGGAAAGGUUGUAUUGGUUGCUAUCUGUAUCAAUGGACUGAAUUUUAUCUUCAAACUACUUGCCUGGGUUUAUACAGGGUCUGCAUCAAUGUUCUCAGAAGCUAUACACUCACUGGCUGACACCUGUAACCAGGCAUUACUAGCAGUGGGUGUCGUUCAAUCUGCUAGGACUCCAGAUGCUGGCCAUCCGUAUGGAUUUACAAAUAUGCGCUCCAUUGCAUCUCUCAUUAGUGGCGUAGGAAUUUUUAUGAUGGGUGCAGGACUUUCCAUGUACCAUGGAGUUAGCGGACUUUUACACCCCCAUCAUAUAGAAUCCUUAAUGUGGGCCUAUUUUAUUCUGGCUGGCUCAUUAGUGUCGGAAGGAGCAACACUUUUGGUAGCAAUAAAUGAACUCCGAAAGAGUGCUCGAGCUAAAGGAAUAACAUUUUAUCAAUAUGUGGUACAUAGUCAUGAUCCAACCACCAAUGUUGUACUGAUGGAAGAUGCAGCUGCUGUGCUGGGAGUGUUGUUAGCAGCCGGCUGCAUGGGGCUAACUUCCCUUACAGGUAAUCCUUAUUAUGACAGCAUUGGCUCUCUUGGUGUUGGAGCACUUCUGGGUACCAUUUCUUCAUUCUUGAUCUACACAAAUACUGAGGCUCUGAUUGGGAGGUCUAUCCAGCCAGAAAAUGUACAAAGACUUACUGAACUUUUAGAGAAUGACCCUUCAGUAAGGGCUGUCCACGAUGUAAAAGCCACAGACAUGGGCAUGAAUACAGUUCGAUUUAAAGCAGAAGUUGAUUUUGAUGGAAGGAUAGUGACAAGAUCUUAUCUGGAGAAGCAAGACAUUGAUGCAAUCUUAAAUGAAAUUCAGCAGGUAAAAUCUCCUGAAGACUUAGAAACAUUUAUGCUGAAACAUGGAGAGAAUAUUAUUGAUACACUGGGAGCUGAGGUUGACCGAUUAGAAAAGGCACUUAAGCAAAAACAUCCGGAUGUGCGCCAUGUGGAUUUGGAGAUCUUGUAAAAAUGCCAGGAACAUCUGAUGAAGAUCAUUGCAACUACAAGGAGGGGAAAAAAGUCCAUUAAUCCUUUUGUCGUCAUUAUAAGCUGCUUUUCAAUGUUUUUAAGACAUUUCACAGUAUAAUUUAUGUAAGAUUGACAGACAAAGUUGCAGUGGUAUGAAGGGAUCUAGUGUGUUACAUAGUUGAGGAAUUAGUUAUAAUAUUGUUCAUUAGCUGUACCACAAUUUUGAAAUCUCCUCUUGACUGUUCAUCAGAAUGUUGUCAAAGUGAAUAUGCGAACGUGUCAGGAAGGCAGGAAAGAGGUUGAAAUAGGUAGCUUUUGCCACCUGUUCACAGGUUGGAUAGAUUGACCAACCUGAAUAGAGUUUCCCUGUUUUACUAAUCUAAAUUCUGUUUCAGCUUGUUCAGUUUUGACAUAAUGCUAGCCCUAAAAAUGACAGCUAACUUCAAAUAAACCCUUUUUUAAACUCUUGGUCCAUUGAGUUUACUAGUACAAACAGUUCAAACUAAAAUUGUAUGGAGGUUGUAUAUCUUAUAUACAUUGUCUUAAUUUUCUUUUGAAAUUCAGAGAAACACUUUAGAAGGUGAGGAAAGUAAUUUGUAUUUAGAUUGAAGUUUGAAGUUUCGUGUUCAUAUUAGGGGAGUAUUUUUUGUAUGUGAAGUUAUCAAGUAGUACGUCAUCUCAUUAUCUAUAUACACAGAAACCAAGAAGUUGACUUUUACUUUAUGAAAUACUUAACAAACCAAAGUGUAUAUUGUGUAGCAGUAAUCUGGGAAACUGAACAACACUGCUUAAGACAGAGAGCUGAAUUUGUCCUUGUACAUGGAGUUUUCACAUUGAUCCACCAAAAUAAGUGUUUGUUUACUAAUGACAAUCAGAACAUGAAAAGCAGUGGACUUGGUUUUCAACUUAAAACUUACAACUUUGUUUACAUUGCAAAAUGAACUGAAAUUAGGUAGAAAAUUAGCUGUUGAAUUUAGUGAUAUAAACCAUGUAAGUAUAUUUAUGAAAUUUAACAGUAAGUAGAAUAUACUGGAGUUAUAUCUUUCAUGACAGCAUGUGAGUUUGAGUUGUUAGGGCUAAAGCUGCUGAGAAAACCUUGAGAUAUGUAGUUCCUCUUUUAAGGGUGCUAGAUGAUGCAAUGAUUAACCUAAUCCAUUUGAUUCUGACACUUGGUGGAAGUAAAGGAAGUUUCAAUAUUUCCUCUCUGUGCCGUUUAUAAGGGACUCAAUGAAAAAUCAAUAGUUCAAAAUGCCUGUAACUAAAACUAUUGAAAUUUGGCUCAAACUGAGAUGACAGAAUUCAGCCUUACAAAAUUAACAAAUCACUUUUUUUUUACUUAUUUGUUUUGUUUAUUUUUCUCUUUUUUUUUGAGGGAUGGGCAGAUCAUGCAGCUUCAUGAUACAAAUCAUUUCUAGGAAUGCAACAUCCGCCCUACCCCCACCCCUCACCAAAUCCAGUAAUGCAAGUUAUCUGUAAUUUCAGGAUAUUUGGAAUAGAAAAUUAAAACAAACAUACCUUUUUGAAUUGGAAGACAAAUUUUGAGAAUGGAAUCAGGGUAACCUAAUCUAGAUAUAAUUGCUAUGCCAAAAUGUUGAAUUUUUCAAUAAUGGUAUUGUGGAUUCUGACUGUUUAAUGAUAUUUUCAGUUACUGUACAUCGUCAAUUUUUACAUGUACAAAAUAAUUAACUCUAAAUUUUUAAUUUUUUCAUAGAUAAGUUUCUUCUAGUAUUUGGUUAGCUUUUAUUGUGAAAAAGCCUGAAUGAUAUAAAAGAAUGCAUUAAUGAUUUGCAUGUUAAAACUGGCCAAAAUAGUUCAUCUGCAGACAACAUAAAUGCUAAUUAUUUUGAACAUGUUAUGCUGCUCAUCCAAUAGAAAUAUUUAUGACAGUUUCUUUCCUGUUUUGUUAAAAAUAGAAAAUUCUGGAAGUUCAGCAGGUCAAGCAGCAGAGACAGUGGGUAGGAAUGAAUAGUACAAAAGAAAUGUCUCUGAUUGUUUGUCCCCAUAGCAACCCUUCUGUUACCCUAUCAAAGAUAUAAUUUUUGCUUACUUAAUGAAGGAAUCCACCAGGUCUUGUAAAAGCCUGUUACCACUUGAUGGAAAUGUUAACACUAGCUUUAAUGGGCUAUCAAUAACCUGGUAUGCAAAUGAAGUAUUAAUAAAUAUAGGUUAUUAUUUGUAUUAAGGAUGAAGCAAUCUAAAUUAUGCCCAUACCUUAACAACUUGUUGAUAAACAUUUUAAAUGUUUAAUAUUAAAGGAAUACAGUGGAUUCUGGUUAAUUGGGACACAUUUGGACCAAUACAUUUUGGCCCAAUUAAGUGGUUGCCCCAAAUAGCAGAAAUUGCAUGGAAAUAGUUAAAUGGGUAUAAAAAAUACAAACUACCAUUUAACUGAGUAACAAAUUGUGUAUUUAAAUGAAAUACAGAACAAAUUAGAACAUUACAUAUGUCACUGCAGUACUAUAAAACUGCGUAUUGGUUCCUAAUAGUCAUUGACGGAGGAAUUCAUCCUCUGAAUGCUGCCGUGUUCUUUUGAUAGACUGUAAAUGAACAAAAUCAGUACUGGUACCUAGUGACAGUUGUUUUCGACGAUUAUAUCUUCAAAAUCUUCUUUUUCAUUGUAACAUUCAAAAUGAUUGCUGAUA
Messenger RNA from Mobula hypostoma (lesser devil ray), 4554 nucleotides. RefSeq names its product solute carrier family 30 member 9 (gene slc30a9). Gene Ontology annotation, molecular function: monoatomic cation transmembrane transporter activity. Gene Ontology annotation, cellular component: membrane; endoplasmic reticulum. The record is from RefSeq and is a predicted model, not a curated record. The transcript is spliced from 19 exons. The coding region runs from base 96 to 1910 and encodes 604 amino acids. NCBI's taxonomy places the organism in Eukaryota, Metazoa, Chordata, Chondrichthyes, Myliobatiformes, Myliobatidae. Gene Ontology annotation, biological process: transmembrane transport; zinc ion transport; intracellular zinc ion homeostasis.